GGGAGUGAAUAGCGUUUGCGUGGUGCACGUGCUGGUGCGUGCGGGCGUGCGCGGCGUGUUCUGAGGCGGAACAGAGACACACACACACACACACACACACACACACAAACACACACACACGGAGGAAGCGGCAGGAGGGCUGGGCGCCAUGGCGGGGCAGGGCGGGGCCGUGGUGGAGGCGCUGCUGGAGGAGUGGUGGCGGCGGCAGGCGGAGGGUGAGAGUCGCCUGGCAGCGGCGGAGCAGCAGGUGCGGGAGGCGGCGCGGGAGGUACAGCGGCUGUGGGGAGCCGUGCGGGAGUGCGAGGCGCAGGGCAGGGAGGAGGGUGCCGCGGUGGCCUGUCUCACUGGGGAGGUGCAGGCGCUGCGGGAGGCGGUGCGUGGCCUGGACAGGAGGAGCAGCCUGCUGGAGGCAGCGGGCGGCAGGCUGGAGGCCAGGCUGGACCACGUGCAAGACAGCCUGGCACAGGCCGGCGCCGCCACACAGCAGGGCGUCGGCAAGCUGCUGGCGGCCUUCGCCCGGAAGGUGCUACCCUCCGCCACCACGCCCGAGGACUGGGGGCAGGGCGCCGCGCCCCCCGACCUGGCCACGAUACACGACAACUGUCCCACGAGUGAGGCGCCCACGCCCACGCCCUACCCCGAUCCUGCUGCGCCCACCCCCGACCCCCACCCGCCCGUCACGAGGGUGCCUGGGGGCGCCUGGCUGCCCAUGGAGAGGGUGCCUGGGGCCACGCUGUACCUAGACGACCACGACCACGACCGUGCCGCCACGGACACGACCACGACAAUGCCCAGGCCGUCACCCCCCCGCGCCACACCCGAGGCACUUCUGGUAAACAACCCUGAGGCAGUCCAGCCACACACCGCGCCAGACUCACCUUUACCACACUCUCCAGACGCACCCCAGCUACACACGCCAGACGAAAGCACCGACACCGCCUCGACAACGACGACCACCGAAGCCACACCGACGACGACAGCAACGAAAACGACAAAUGAGGAGACGCCAGCAGAUGCAGCGGUCAGCAGUGACGCUCCGGGGCGCGGCCACCAUCACGCCGCCCCCGCCAAGUCCAGCAGGGGUGGCAGGAGGGGAGGCAGGGGAAGGGGCGGAAAGGACAGGGCCGCCUCCAGCCCCGUCAGGACCCCGGGGAAGGGCACGCCGCUCCUGACGGGGCUACAGGAAGCACAAGUGACUCAGGAAGCACAGGUCACGCAAGAAUUGUCGCCAGGAAAGGACACAAAUGAAGCACACAUGCCAGAUAAGGUCACAAAUGAACCACAUAUGCCAGAUAAGGUCACAAAUGAACCACAGAUGCCAAAUAAGGUCACAAAUGAACCACAAAUGCCAGAUAAGAUCACAAAUGAAACACAAAUGUUAGAUAAGGUCACAAAUGAAUCACAAAUGCCAGAAAAGGUCACAAAUGAAGCACAGACGCCAGAAAAGCUCACGAAUGAAGCACAGACGUCAGAAAAAAACACUAAUGAUGUACAAACGAUAGAAAAGGUCACAGAAGCACAAAAAUCGAAAAAUGAGAUCAACAGUGCGCCGAACGUGAGAGAAAAGGUCACAGAUGAAGCACAAACACUAAAAAUGAUCACAAAUGAAGCACAAACACCGGGAAAGGUCACAGACAAAGCUCAGGCACCGGAAAAGGUCACAGAUGAAGCACAUGUGCCAGAAAAGGACACGAAUGAACCACAGACGCCAAGAAAGGUCACAGAUGAAGUCCAGACCUCGGAAGAAGUCAUGAAUGAAGCACAAACCUCGGAAAAGAUCACAAAUAAAGUAAAGAUCCCAGAAAAGCUCACAGAUGAAGCACAAGCACCGGAAAAGGUCACAAAUGAAUCACACGCACCAAAAAAGGUCACAGAGGAGCUAAUCAUUGCAGAGAAGGUCACUCAAGCACAACAGACGCCGGGAAAGGUCGCAGGCAAAGCACAGACACCGAGAAAGGUCACAGAUGAAGAGCAAAAGGUCAUUAAUGCGGCACAAGUCCCAGAAAAGGUCACAGGAGAAUCAAGAGGGAGAGGAAAAGGGAGAGAAAGGAGAGAAAGUGAGAGUGGGAGAGGAGAGAAGGCGAGGGGGGGUAGAGGAAGGCGCCCACGUGGAAGAGGGAAGAAAGAGGAAGGAAGGAAAGAAAGAGGCGCCCUGGGAGAGAAGGAAGAGGAGGAGAAGAAGGAAGAUAAGAAAGAAGAGGAGGAGGGAGGAGGAGAUGGUGCUGAAAAGAGGAAGAAGAAGAGAGAGGAGGUAACGAGGAGGGAAGAAGAGGAGGGAAAGAAGGAGGAAGAAAUAACGAGGAAAAAAGAAGAGAAAAUAAAGGAGGAGGAGAAAAGGAUGAAGGAAGAGGAGGAGGAGAGGAAAAAAGAAGCAAAAGAAAGAGAAGAAAAGGAAAGGAGGAAGAAGGAAGAGGAAAUGAUAAAGAAGAAGAAGGAAGAGGACAUGAUAAAGAAGAAGAAGGAAGAGGAAGAAGAACAGAGACAGAAGGAAAACGAAGAGAAGAAAAGAAAGAAGGAAGAAGACGAAAGAAGAAAGAAGGAAGAGGAAAUAAAGAAGAAAGAAGAGAAAGAGAGGGAAGAAAGGGAAGAAGAAGAGAAGAAAAGAAAGAAGGAAGAAGAAGAAGAAAGAAGAAGGAAGGAAGAGGAAAUAAAGAAGAAAGAGGAGAAAGAGAGGAAGGAAAGGGAAGAAGAAGAAAAGAAGAGGAAGAAGAAAGAAGAGGAGGAAAAGGAAGAGAGAAGGAGACAAGAAGAGGAAGACAAGAGGAGAAAAGACAUAAAUGAAGCAGAAAUGAAAGAGGAAGAGAAAAGAAUACAGGAAAAGGAAGAGGAGGAGGAGGAGGAGAAGAGGAAGACGAUGAAGAAAGAGGUGGAGGAGGAGGAGGAGGAGAAUGAGGAGGAGGAGGGGAAGGAAGCAGGUGAGAAAGAGAAAGAAGAAAAAGAAGAAGAAAACUCACAAAUGGAGAAAGAAGAUGAUGAGAGACAAGAAGCAAAGGAAGAAAAGAAGAAGAAAAAGGAGGAGGAGGAGGAGGAGAGAAGGAGGAGGGAGGAAGAGAAGAAGAAGACUUGGGAUUAUCUUCCUGAGUUACGCCGCAGAGUCUUCAGCAUGGAGGGUAGCGGCGAGGAGGGGCAGGAGGCGGAGGUGGGGAUGUGUGCAAACUGUGGAUUCCUCGCGAAACUCCGGUGCUCUAAUUGCAGACAAGCCUUUUACUGCAAGAGGGAGUGCCAGAGAGAGCAUUGGAAGCAGGGACAUAAAGAUCAAUGCCAGCCUUUCCAGGUGCUACACUCCCCCGAGCUGGGACGGUACAUGGUUGCCUCACGUGACCUCAAGGCAGGGGACAUUAUUCUUCGAGAGGAUCCGAUUGUGGUAGGCCCGAAGCAGGUGACGGAGCCCGUGUGUCUGGGGUGCUACAAGAGAGUGGACGGCUCCUACAGGUGUGAGCGGUGCGGGUGGCCGAUGUGCGGGCCGCAGUGCUGCAGCUCGGCGGACCACCAGCCCGAGUGCGUGGUGGGCCAGGAGAUCGGAUCGCCCAUUGACAUCCAGAACUUUGACGAGACCAACCACUUCUAUGAGGUCAUCUUUGCCAUGAGGUGCCUGGCCCUGAAGAAGCGGUCGCCGCGGCGCUACGAGCAGCUGCUGGCACUGGAGAGCCACUACGAGGACCGCGUGGGCACGCACGUGCACGAGCAGAACCAGAAGCGUAUCGUGAACUUCCUGCGGAACUAUUUCUUUCUGCAGGAGUUCUCUGAGGAGGAGAUCGACAGCUCUGAGCGCACCAUCCACACGGUGACGGGCAUCAUGGACGUAAACGCGCUUGAGAUCCGCCUGGCGGAGACGGAGAUACUGGGUCUGUUCCCAACCUUCGCCAUGAUGGAGCACUCCUGCACGCCCAACACGCGCCACUCCUUCACGGAGGAGCGCCGCGUGGUGCUGCGCGCCGCCGUGGACAUCCGGCGCGGCGAGCACCUCAGCACCAUGUACACGCACAUUCUUUGGGGGACUGCGGCGCGGCGCGACCACCUCAAGCACAGCAAAUAUUUCAUGUGCACGUGCUGCCGUUGUGCCGACCCCACCGAACUGGGCACGCACUUCUCCGCGCUGCGUUGCCAGAGCUGCACCAACGGGUUCCUGCUGUCCGCCGCGCCCCUGGACGAGCUGGCAGACUGGAUCUGCGCCUCGUGCAGCGCCACGCAGUCCUCGGAGGAAGUGACCGACGCCAACCUGCGGCUGGGCGAGGAGGUGGAGGCGGCGCUGGCCAACCCCGAGCUGCGGCGCCUGGAGGAACUGGUGAAUCACCACGCGCGCGUUACGGUGCACCCCAACCACUUCCACUUGUUCGCCGCCAGACACACGCUGCUGCAGAUGUAUGGCCGCGACCCAUCCGCCGCGGCGCCUGAGCACAUGCGGCGCAAGGAGCGGCUGUGUCAGGACUUCCUCAAGGUGUGCACGGCGCUGGACCCCGGCAUGGCGCGCCUCGGCCCCUACGCCGGCGUGGCGCUCUACGAGUACCAUCUCGCCGUGCUGGCGCGCGCACGCGGCGACCCCGACGCCCCACAGAAGGAGUCCGCGGCGCUGAGGAAGGACAUUGAGACAGCCAAGGCGCUGCUGCAGCAGUGCAUCAGAGUGCUGCAGGACGAGCCGCUGGACCAGCCGGAGGGCAAGCUGUGCGCCAUGGCCAAGGCCAACCUGGCGGAGCUACGGCAGUGGGAGGCGAGCAUAGCGGCGCCAUAACACCGCAACACCACGACGCCCCAACACCAUCGACACAGACGCAGCAUCAUGGACUGUAAUCCAAAACACUCCUGCGCCGCGCCUCCACGACAUUCGAAAGGGUCUAGUUGAAGUUACACGGCUUUUUAAGGGUGUUUUUAUGGCUCUAGUGACAGAUUAACAAGAUUUCCACAUUAUGUACAGGAGACUCACUCUUGAGAAUCCGGCUAAUCACCUUUGUGGCCUUAGGAAACAGUCGUGGUGGGAGAACAGGGCGUUUCAGAGUACUCAUAACACAUCACCCACACCAACAGAACCAACAGACAGACAGACAGACAGACACAGAUCAUUUGGGUAGCAGUAUAGAGUGUGUGCGUGUGUAUGUGUGUGUAAGAGAGAGCCGCUGCUUGAAAAUGGGUUGUUUUUUUUCUGUUGUUGAUGUUUAAAAGUGUUUAUAGA
Scylla paramamosain (green mud crab) is the source of this 5167-nucleotide messenger RNA. Its product is annotated as SET domain-containing protein SmydA-8-like. The record is from RefSeq and is a predicted model, not a curated record. Lineage: Eukaryota; Metazoa; Arthropoda; Malacostraca; Decapoda; Portunidae. Bases 149 to 4729 code for a protein of 1526 amino acids. The transcript is spliced from 5 exons. Gene Ontology annotation, molecular function: protein binding.